Molecule: messenger RNA, 2768 nt
Organism: Anopheles gambiae (African malaria mosquito)
Lineage: Eukaryota; Metazoa; Arthropoda; Insecta; Diptera; Culicidae
Gene: tos
Product: exonuclease 1
Exons: 2
Coding region: 1-2580 (859 amino acids)
Biological process (GO): mismatch repair; DNA recombination
Cellular component (GO): nucleus
Molecular function (GO): 5'-3' DNA exonuclease activity; 5'-flap endonuclease activity; DNA binding
Source: RefSeq, a predicted model, not a curated record
AUGGGCAUCACCGGGUUGCUGCCGUUCCUGGAAAAGGCGAGCAGCGCUUGCCAUUUGCGCGAACUCCGCGGCAAGUGUGUAGCCAUAGAUACCUACUGCUGGCUUCAUCGCGGAGCGUUUGGUUGCGCAGAACGGUUGGCCCGUGGCGACUCGACUGAUAUGCACAUUCAGUACUGCUUGAAGUACGUGCAGCUGUUGCUUUCGCACAAUAUCAAACCAAUCCUCGUUUUCGAUGGGCAGCAUCUGCCAGCGAAAGCUGCCACCGAGGCGAAGCGUCGCGAGAUCAGAGAAACUGCCCGCAAGCGUGGAGCGGAACUGUUGCGCUUGGGUCGCAUCGACGAAGCCCGCAGCUUCUUGAGACGAUGCGUCGAUAUCACCCACGAAAUGGCUCUUCAGCUGAUGCAGGAAUGUCGCAAACGCGGUGUCGAUUGUAUCGUAGCACCGUACGAAGCUGACGCGCAGCUGGCGUACCUCAAUCGCACCGACAUCGCCCAGUACGUCAUCACGGAAGAUUCGGAUCUGGUGCUGUUCGGAUGCAAUCGUAUCCUGUUCAAGCUGGACUUGACGGGCCAUGGACGGUUGGUCGAGGCGAGCAAACUGCAUCUAGCGAUGGGAUGUCGGGAGGAUCGCUACAAGUUUGCUAAAUUUCGGUACAUGUGCAUCCUGUCGGGUUGCGAUUAUUUGGAUUCCUUGCCUGGCAUUGGUCUGGGGAAGGCGUGCAAGUUCAUGCUGAAAACGGAAGAUCCCGAUAUACGCAGGGCGUUGGCAAAGAUUCCGGCAUACCUGAACAUGAGGCAGCUGUCCGUGACGGAGGAGUAUAAGGACGAGUUCCUAAAGGCGGAUGCUACCUUCAAGCAUAUGGUGGUGUACGAUCCUGUGCAACGCCGCCAGACCAGACUGGUGGACCCGGACGACGAGGGUACUCCAGAGCAGUACUGUUGCAAUGCCGGCAAGUUUUUGGAUGAGAAAGUAGCAUUCCAGCUAGCGGUUGGGAAUUUGGAUCCUUUUUCGCUGCGCAAAAUGGACGAUUGGCAUCCAGAUGAAGCGGAUGUAGAUGUGGCGGCAGGCAAGAAUCAACAUCCUAGCAUCUGGCGGAAGGAUUACAUGUUGCUAAGGGACGCAAAGCAAGCACAAAACAGCACACAAACACAGAAACCAGCCACAUUGUCGUCAUUCGUGAAGCGUGCAGUGCAUCACGUGGAGCACGCUGUUGACCAGAACACUAACGAAACGAUCACUGAUGUCUUGCAAAUUUACGGCAUUCAAAGUCCCGACGAACCACCCUCGAAACGAUCGUGCCAUGCGCAAAAGUCUUUUCAAUCCGCCGAAUCUCACGUUGCGAUUGACUAUCAAGAUGUGGAAGCGCUUGACGUGCUGGAACAAUUGGAGCAACCAAAAACGCCCAAACGCACCCGAAAUCCGUUUGCAGUCUCUCCCAACAAAUCGUUGCUGAGCCGCGAUACAUUGCUUUCGCCCACCAAAAUAACACCGGAAACACGAUCCCUGCUGCACAAUGUAAGCCCAGUCAAGCGGAUCGACUACUCUCAGCAACGCAGCCAGUUAGUAACGACAUCCAUAGUAGGCAGUGGCGCUACUUCCAGCCGAUUGAGUCGGUUUAAAACGGCCCACAGCAAGGGUGUAACUAUUUCUAAGGAUGAACCUAAAGUGAUCAGUAGAUUUUUCUGCACACAGCAAAACAAAUCACAAAGCCGUACGACGGAUACAAGUAAAGGAAGCAAUAGUAUAGCUAAAACUUCCGAAGACGACAGUCCCAAGAAGAGCUGCACAAAGCAGGAUGUCGUCUGUUCACUCGUUUCUCCCACUGCCAUAGUGAAGGACAUCAAGAGCAAGCGAGAUUCGCAUGCCCUUAAAGCGACUGCUAUUUACCUCAGCUCACCGGAAGCGCGACUGCAGAGUCGAGGCGAUCGAACGCCAGAAAAGCGCAAACGGGUGCAAAUACCUCCCGAGUCAGGGGAAAGGAGUAAUUCUGUGCUCGGUCGGUUUGACAGUGGAAUAGCAAUGAGCGAAAAUAACUCUAACGAGGACGAAGGUUCGCUAGAGUGUGAUAGCGGUACAGGAUUAAGCUCUUCCCAGAAGGAAAAUGACGACGUCGUAAUAACUCCUGUUGAAAUGGAAUGUUCCGACCUCAAGCCGCGUAAUGCCCGUUUAGCGCUAUUCGAGAGGCGGCCAGCGAAGCAGCUGAGCCAGUUGCUGGAAAGUAAAGACAACAUUGAAGAGCUCGCCAUCGUGCUGGACGACGAUAGUAGUAGCGACGAAGACACUAAAAAGCGUACUGCUGAUGCCCAACAGGCGAUAUCGGCGGAAAAAGUCCACAGCCCUGUGAAGGCAACACACAAGACUGAAACAGUGAAACCGUUCCAGCUGCCAUCAACGUCUACGGGGAAAGUAGAAGCUUCCACCAAGUCUAAGGCGCGUUCUUCAUGCAAACGACCAGGACUGUCGAUAAAUAGGAAGCAAUCUGUUCCCAAAACGGACAAUACUAAUUUAGGUUUAACGCAAACUCGAUUGUCUAUGUUCGGGUUUCAGAAAAAGCCUUCGAUGCAGCUGAAUAAUCGGUAACACUGCCAUUGCCUACAAGCCCUGAGCAACGAUUGAAAAGCGCAAAGUGUGUGAUGUUGCAAAUGUGAGCAUUUGGAAGCUUGUGAAUGAAAGAUUUUCUACAACAAUAGUUUUUUUUCCUGGACAAACACUAUGUAAGUGAAUUAUUUACCACUUGUUGAAAUAAUAUAAAUAUCAAUUCAUUUUAA